CUCUCGCUGGGCCGGUACAUUCCGUUCGCUGCGUUCAGACGAACUAAUCCCCUAGCCUGCGCUUGUAUCCGAUCGGUUGCAUACGUGAAGGAUAGUCGGUCCAUCCUGAAAGCGGUCGUCAUUCCGUUCUGCUCCAGCGCUUGCCGGCACAUUCCGUCGCUGUGUUCAUAAGACGCAAUCCAUUAGCCCUGGGCUCGCAUUCGAUCGGGUCCGUGCUUGUAGAAGUAAAAUCCGUCCAAAGUCCAAGCGCCGUUCAUAGUUCAUCCCGCCCAGCGCUUGCCGGCAUUUGCAUUUGCGAUACACCCUAAGAGGAAGCCAUGUCAGCAUUUGAUUUUUAUCCACCAGGCACCGGCGAUGCCAAAUUCAUGUCGCUAAACGGUCUUCCCAACCUCAUCGGAUGCCCGAAUCCGCAAACUCUGAUGUACGGCCAGCAGCCGGCACAAUCCAUGCUGUAUCCGCCACCGGCGCUGUACACAAACUAUCCUUGGACCCACCAUACGUUGCAGCCGCCAGUCCUGACGUUCUUCCCCACAUCGGCACCGACAUCCGCUCCAUCCCCAUGGCCCGAAGCGCCGAGUGAUGUCGAAAUCGAACAGUUGCUAAUAUCGUCGCCCCCGCCCCCGCCAGUCAAUCCGGCGCAAGGUCUCCCGGAGUCAUACGUGAGGGAUAAGUUACGCAGUCUUGGAACGCAGCUAUGGGGCGAUGUAUCGUCCUGCGAUUGCUGGGUAUUCGUCGAAACCCGCCGAUCGAGCCAUGAUGCCGGUCCCAGUGCCUCGGCAAAUAGACCUCCGACGAAGAAGCCGACACACUUUUCGAUGACAGCUGAUGGCCUGAACCCGCCGAUGCCGCGACCGAAAAAGCCGGCUGAAGAUUUCGUCAGCGUUCAUGGGAAGUUGUAUCGGGUGGUGCCGUCUGCACAGAGGAAAGUGGAAGAAGAGCAGCAGCGGCAGAUGCGCCCAUUGACGUUGCCGACUAUCUUGCCCGUGCAUUCGAUCUUCUUGACGACGUUCUCGCCGGUUCUAGGGAAGCUUGUUCACGAUGAGCAAAGGGCCAAGCAGGCGAAGUCACUACCGGCACCUACCAGUGGCAUGUAUCAGCAGUCAGUGCCAACAUCAGGUUACGCCGUGACAGAGGACGGCUUUCAGCCACCCCACACGAUAACCGUGCAGCCGCCCAGCCCGGAUGCAUUUGCGAUCCUGCUUCAUUGGAUAUAUACGGGCAACGUGGAUGCCAUGCAGGCGUUCCUAACGAACAGCGAGGGUGCUGUGCUGGCUGUGUUGGCGAAUAUGGAGUGGAUCGGGUUGAGAGACUCGGAGCUUGCUGCACUGUGUGAGAGUGUGCAGAGGAGCAUGGAACUUGAAUUGUGAGGGGGUCGGGGGUUGCUGUGCGGGAAGCGGUGCUAUGGCAGCGAGUGACAGUAUUUCGGCAAGGGUCCAAGGGACGCGCAAGGCACUUAUUGCAAGCGGAACUCAAGGGACCGAGAUGCAACAAGCAACAAGCAACAAAGCACAAACGACAAUGUUCUUCACCAUAACCAUAAGUCCUCUUCGUUUACGACUUACUACGCUAGUAAGGGACAUAGACUUGGAGGUGAAUAAGUCUGUACCGGUCGCGGAUCGACCGGCAAUCAAAGAAGGAAGUCCGGUUCAUG
Molecule: messenger RNA, 1651 nt
Organism: Fimicolochytrium jonesii
Lineage: Eukaryota; Fungi; Chytridiomycota; Chytridiomycetes; Spizellomycetales; Powellomycetaceae
Exons: 1
Coding region: 318-1367 (349 amino acids)
Source: RefSeq, a predicted model, not a curated record